UUCUAUCAUAACUUUGUGUAUCUCACGUCCACCAAUCCAAAGAUUCAAUCAAUGGCAACAUCCAAUCAAGAGAAUGCUGGUACUUCCAUUUUUGGGUACCAUCAGUUUCAGUGGCUUGGCUUGCCUGCAAAAUCAGUCAUGGAGCUUGCAAGAGAAGCAAAGAAACUAGGGCGAGAUGAUCCAAGAAGGAUUACUCACUCACUCAAGGCAGGACUUUCUCUCGUUUUGGUUUCCUUAUUUUACCAUGUUGAUCCUCUUUACAGUAGUUUUGGUGACAAUACAACAUGGGCUGUCAUGACUGCUGUGGUCAUCUUUGAAUUUUCUGUGGGAGCAACACUUGGGAAAAGUGUAAACAGGAUAUUAGCAACAUUGGGAGCUGGUACUCUGAGCCUUGGAGUUCACGGUCUAGCAAAUCUUUUUGGGAACACAGGCGAGCCCAUUGUCAUUGACAUCUUCGUCUUUGCAGUAGCUGCAAUGGUGACUUUUGCAAGAUUUUUCCCCAGAUUUAAGGCGAGGUGUGAUUAUGGAUUGUUGAUAUUUAUAUUAACCUUCUCCUUACUAUCAGUAUCAAGUCAUAGAGAGGACAAAAUGGUAAAAAUGGCUCUUGAGAGGCUCUCAACAAUCGCUCUUGGAUGUUGCACUACUAUUCUAGUCAGUAUCUGUAUUUGCCCUGUAUGGAUUGGCGAGGAUCUGCACAACCUCAUUGCUCUCAACAUUGAAAAACUUGAAAAUUUUUUACAAGGAUUUGGAGGAGAAUACUGUGGAGUAUACCAAGAAGGUUUGCCUAGUAACGAUAGGUCAUUUCUUCAAGGAUAUAAAAGUGUAUUAAAUUCACAAAGUAGUGAAGAAAACAUGGCUAAUCUAGCAAGAUGGGAACCAGCUCAUGGUCGGUUCAGGUUUUUUCAUCCUUGGAAACAAUACUUGAAGAUUGGAAGCCUAACUAGGCUGUGUGCCAUCAAAAUUGAUGUUCUAAACAACUACCUUAACCCUCAAAUCCAAACUCCUUUGGAAAUUCGAAGUGAAAUCAAAGAACAAUGCAUGACAAUCAGCUUAGAAUGUGGGAAAGCUCUCAAGGAAUCAUCAGCGUCAAUCAGAAGGAUGAUCCGAGCUGAUACUGCUCAUCUUCACAUUGGAAACUCAAAAGCUGCUGCUGAAAAUCUAAAAAUCCUAUUCAAAACUGGCCUGUGGAAAGAAGCAGACCUGCUAGAGAUAGCACCAGCCACCACAGUUGCUUCUCUUCUAUUAGAGGUUGUUCUGUGCACUGAAAGAAUUGUUGAUGCUGUGCAAGAAUUAGCCUCUUUGGCAGGUUUCAAGAGUAUAGAAUCUUCAGGGUCAAUAGAACAACUUCAAAGAUCGUCGCAGCAAAUACAUAGCAUUGACGCACAAAACCAUGAAAUUACCAUUGGGGAAUGAUCAAAAACUCUCAGAGUUAAUUAAAUAGCUGCAAAAG
This is a messenger RNA of Hevea brasiliensis (rubber tree), 1450 nucleotides long. Its product is annotated as aluminum-activated malate transporter 2-like. Gene Ontology annotation, cellular component: plant-type vacuole membrane. The record is from RefSeq and is a predicted model, not a curated record. Bases 52 to 1413 code for a protein of 453 amino acids. Gene Ontology annotation, biological process: malate transport. NCBI's taxonomy places the organism in Eukaryota, Viridiplantae, Streptophyta, Magnoliopsida, Malpighiales, Euphorbiaceae. The transcript is spliced from 6 exons.